AUGAGUGACCAACGAUCCACGUCCGUAUCCACCGACGUGGUGUCCGAGCCGCCGCCGGCCACGACCCUCCAUGCCGUUCCCUACGACGAAACGGCCUCCAUGGACGAGAAUCUAGCUCUCCGAUCGGCUUCGCUACCAACGCCCGUCCACUCAUUAUACUCUGACACCAAAUCAGCUCGGACGAGCGCAUCGUCCGGGCGCACGGGCGAUCAUCCAGGCCUACUCCGCCCGUCGUCGCAUCGCAGCACCAAGGCAGACCUCGGGUUUUUGCCGCCCUCACCCAUCGCGAAGGAUAGGAAAAGCCUCGCGGACGAUACGGUCAGUUUGCGCUCGUUGCGCAGUGUUCCGAACAUCGUCGUCAAUGAUUCGGGGGCUCGUCCCAGCUCCCGCCCUGGGUCCCGCCCCGGUUCCCGAUGGUCGGAGCGCAAAUGGGGUGGGCUGAGACAUAAGAGGUCGGGCGAGUUUGAAAGAAAGGCCGAUUCGCCGCCACCCGUGCCCCAGAUUGAGCCGCAUUUCAACGGCAUCUCGCUGGACAUCCCGACGGCGUCCCUGGACGGCCUUGGGUCGCAAUCGAUGAGGUUUUCCAAACGCGGAAGUCUCAUCAAUAAAGGGGACCGCAAGAAACUUGAGCAGCAGGAGGAAGAGCAUGAAGCGCAGAAGCAAGUGGAAGGACACGAAGCGCAGCAGCAUAGUGAGCAGCCUGCGCGGGAGGGACAACCGCAACCAGAAGACAAGAGUCAGCAGCCUGCACAAGACAACGUCUCUUUGCCCGCACAGAGCCCCACGAUGGAGCAGAACGUCCCUGAGGCUGAACCGCCCGGCCCUGAGGCUGAAUCGCCCGCCCCCGAGGUUGAACCACCCGCGCCGCCCGUGAUGCGCCCGAAACCGCCGUCGUCGUCACUUCGAGUCCGGCAAAGCACUAUUGCCAGCAGAGCCAUCUCCGCAGACGAAGACAUGCUGUCGCGACGAGUCAGACUCAUGUACGACAAGGGAGAGGAGAACGUGACCGACUCAGAAGUGGCGCAGUCAUUGGCGAUGGACAACGGAAUGCUGUGGGAAGACGGUGCCGCGAUCAAAGAGGUAUCGGGGCCUUCCGGGAGUAGCUCUCAAGGGGCAGACACCAAAAGCAUAGCGUCGUCUAUCGGUCCCGAGGCGGCUGCGACGUUCAAGAAGGAAGCCCACGAGUUGGCUGGAGGGAUUGAAUACUGGCAGAAUAUCGGAGCCGGGGAUGUGGACCGUUAUGGCUUCAUCCGCUCCCCCACUAGCAACUCGGCUGAAGGUAUUGAUCCAAGCCCUAUACAGCGCGUGUCGACCAGUCUGCUUCUUGCGUCGGAGACCCCCCGACGGAAGCACUCCAUCCGUCCACCCUCGGCCCUGGCAAGUAACCGGUCGUUUCAUGGUCGGCCACCAACGCGCAAGAACUCGGAACAUUCGAUACGACCCACUUCGUCGCAAAGCACAUAUAGCGCGCCAUUACGGCGGACGACUACACGGUUUCGCCAGGCAACAAACCAUCUCCCUCAUAAUCGCGAUCGUCGAUACAAGGAUGAAGCGGCAGACAUGCUGACGCUUCCAAUGGAGCCCCCGAGUUCUGGUGAGGGGCUCAACACGCCAGCGGCACGUGCAAUGCGGAAGAAGGAGUGGGAGAGAGAAGACAAGUGGACGAAGAUGGCGCGGCCAGCCAGGAAGAGCAAGGACGGCGGCGGCAUGAGGUUCGAGUUCGACACGCAGAGCUCGAAGCUGAUCGAGCGCACCUGGAAAGGCAUCCCGGACCGAUGGCGGUCGACCGCGUGGUACUCGUUCCUCGAGGCAAGCGCCAGUAGGCAUAGCGACAGUCCCACCGAGGAAGACCUCAUCGAAGCCUACCACGAGUAUCAAAUGGUCUCGUCGCCCGACGACGUGCAGAUCGACAUCGAUGUCCCGCGCACCAUCACCAGUCACAUCAUGUUCCGCCGGCGUUAUCGCGGGGGUCAACGACUCUUGUUCCGUGUACUUCAUGCCAUGUCCUUGUAUUUCCCGGACACGGGAUACGUCCAGGGUAUGGCCGCACUUGCGGCGACCCUUCUGGCCUACUUCGACGAAGAGCACACGUUCAUCAUGCUCGUGCGACUGUGGCAGCUACGAGGGCUAGAACAGCUGUACCGGUCAGGGUUCGAGGGGCUCAUGGAAGCCUUGGGUGAUUUCGAGCGCGAGUGGUUGGCGGGAGGCGAAGUCGCCACGCAACUGAACGAACUCGGAAUCCCACCCACUGCGUACGGCACCCGGUGGUACCUAACGCUAUUCAACUACUCCAUCCCAUUCGCGGCCCAACUCCGCGUAUGGGACGUGUUCAUGCUCCUCGGCGACGCAGACGAUAUCACCAGUUCCAGCAAACGGUCGAACGGCCACGUGAGCUCCUUCGGCAAGGGCCUCGACGUCCUUCACGCGACAUCGGCGGCGCUCAUCGACGGCAUGCGCGACAUCAUCCUCGAAUCGGACUUUGAGAACGCCAUGAAGGUCCUCACGAGCUGGGUGCCUAUCAAAGACGUCGAGAUUUUCAUGCGAGUCGCCAAAGCGGAGUGGAAAGUCCAUCGGAAGAGGACGCAUUAG
Messenger RNA from Aspergillus campestris IBT 28561, 2589 nucleotides. Its product is annotated as putative TBC domain protein. The transcript has 2 exons. The coding region runs from base 1 to 2589 and encodes 862 amino acids. The record is from RefSeq and is a predicted model, not a curated record. Lineage: Eukaryota; Fungi; Ascomycota; Eurotiomycetes; Eurotiales; Aspergillaceae.